UGAUUUUUGCUCCAACUCUCACCGCAAACUCUCAACUACCACGCCAUUCAAUGGCAUCUUCCUACCUCCGCGGCUCCUUCCCUUCUACCCUUCUGUCGACUUCCCGCCGAUCCUCAAUACCGUCAACAUUCUACUUCCCCUUACUUCCUAUCCGCAACGCUCGCCGCCGGAACCGCUUACUCGCUUGCGCCGCCGACACCCUUCUAGCUGGAGCGCGAAGGGAAGACUGGAGUAGCGGCACGAAAGGCUCGGAGGCCGUGGAUCUGAAGUCUUGGCUAGUCAGAGAGGGGCUUCCCCCUUGCAAGGUUGUUCUUCAGGAGAGGCAUUUUCACGAUGGGAAACACCGCCCUAUUCAUUACGUGGCUGCCAGUGAAGAUCUUCAAGAGGGGGAUGUAGCCUUUACUGUGCCGAAUUCUUUGGUGGUCACGCUCGAGAGGGUUUUAGGAGAUGAGACUAUAGCUGAGCUUUUGACGACAAACAAGUUGUCUGAAUUGGCCUGCUUGGCGUUGUAUCUCAUGUAUGAGAAAAAACAAGGGAAGAAAUCUUUCUGGUAUCCCUUCAUCCAGGAACUUGACCGCCAAAGAGGAAGAGGCCAACUAGCAGUGGAGUCACCACUUCUGUGGUCAGAAGAUGAGCUCGCAUAUCUUGAUGGUAGCCCUACAAGGGCUGAAGUCCUUGGGAGAGAGGAAGGGAUAAAGAGAGAGUACAAUGAGCUCGACACAGUCUGGUUCAUGGCUGGUUCAUUGUUUAAGCAAUAUCCAUUUGAUAUACCGACUGAAGCCUUUUCAUUUGAGAUCUUCAAGCAGGCUUUUGUGGCAGUUCAGUCAUGCGUUGUUCACCUGCAGAAUGUCAGUUUGGCUAGAAGGUUUGCUUUGGUUCCGUUGGGGCCACCACUACUGGCUUACAAGAGCAACUGCAAGGCUAUGCUUAAAGUUGAUCAUGAUGUUGUUCAACUAGUUGUUGAUCGUCCUUAUAAGGCUGGGGAUGCAAUUGUUGUGUGGUGUGGCCCACAACCAAAUUCAAGGCUGCUCCUAAAUUAUGGUUUUGUUGAUGAAGAUAAUCCAUAUGAUCGGCUAGUAAUUGAGGCUUCCCUAAACACAGAAGAUCCCCAAUACCAAGAAAAACGAAUUGUUGCUCAGAGAAAUGGAAAGCUAGCAGUCCAAGUUUUUCAUGUGUAUGUAGGAAGAGAGAAAGAAGCUAUUGCAGAUAUGCUUCCUUAUUUGCGAUUAGGUUAUGUUUCAGAUCCAUCUGAGAUGCACUCUGUUAUAUCUUCACAAGGGCCCAUUUGUCAUGUAAGCCCUUGUAUGGAACGUGCAGUUCUGGACCAACUAGUUGGUUAUUUUCAGGCUCGUCUAUCAACUUAUCCAACAACAUUAAGUGAAGAUGAAGCCAUUGUUGCAGAUUGGCAAUUGAACCCAAAGAAGCGAGUUGCUGCUAGGCUUGUAAGUUUGGAAAAGAAAAUGUUAAAUGCUUGUACUAGAGCAACUAUUGAGUUGAUAGAGCUGUUACCAGAUCACACCGUAUCUCCCUGUCCAGCUCCGUUUGCACCUUUAUUGAAAUAGAAGGUUAGUUUCCUGUUUAUUCAACAUGGUCUUGUUACCCCAAAAGUAAGUAUCAUUGGAACUUGAGCACUUGGAGGCCAACCAACCUGCAUUAUCCAGGCAUGCAGAGCGUGACAGUAAAAAUUGCGACAAAUUAUUCCUUCCUGGACCCUGUAAGUUGGUUUCUGCAUUUAUGUUUCUAUCCAGAUUUCAGUGAAAGCUGUCUGGCGGUGAGUUUUACUCAUUUGAGUAGUUGAUAUAGGUGUGAAAAUUUUAGAAAUUGCUAUGAGCAAUGUACAUGUCCGUCAGUUUUAGUAGUGGCACUAUUUUUGUACAUUUUACUCAAAAAAAAAAAAAAAAAAUCCUUUAUGU
Messenger RNA from Dendrobium catenatum, 1913 nucleotides. Its product is annotated as ribulose-1,5 bisphosphate carboxylase/oxygenase large subunit N-methyltransferase, chloroplastic. The transcript has 13 exons. Bases 51 to 1562 code for a protein of 503 amino acids. The record is from RefSeq and is a predicted model, not a curated record. Gene Ontology annotation, molecular function: protein-lysine N-methyltransferase activity. Gene Ontology annotation, cellular component: chloroplast stroma. Gene Ontology annotation, biological process: peptidyl-lysine monomethylation. Lineage: Eukaryota; Viridiplantae; Streptophyta; Magnoliopsida; Asparagales; Orchidaceae.